Pieris rapae (cabbage white) is the source of this 3141-nucleotide messenger RNA. RefSeq names its product arylphorin subunit beta. Bases 898 to 3027 code for a protein of 709 amino acids. The transcript has 5 exons. The record is from RefSeq and is a predicted model, not a curated record. NCBI's taxonomy places the organism in Eukaryota, Metazoa, Arthropoda, Insecta, Lepidoptera, Pieridae.
CUUACCGAAUGUCAAGAGUUCGAUUCUCGAUAAUUCAAAUAUCGAAUACUGACGUGUUUUGUUCCACUAAUAACUAAUUAAUAAAAUUAAACAAAGUUAUCUAUUUUAAUUCGGUGAUUACCUAAAAAUCGCUUGGUGCGCCAUCUAGUGUACCAAGUCUUGUGUGAUUAAAAAAAAAUUUUAAGUAUUAAUACUUGUGUGUCUACCGCGUCGUCUUUAGUUCAAAAUAAAACAUUCAAUCAAGUUUUGUGUCGCGUAAUAGCGCUUGUAAACGAGGAAUUACCACAGGACCAAAAUUAGACCUGAGGUACAAUUGGAAAAUUGUCCAUUUAGAUUUUGUUUCCUAAGAGUAUAUACGUUUGUACUAUGAAGAGCAAAAUUUAACGUUGAUAUCAUAUAUGUAUGUAGGUAUGUAAUUUGUAUGGUAUAAUAUAUGUUUAAAGGUGAGCAGUUUUGUGUAAUGGCUUUAGCGAUUCUCAUUCUUGAGGUCGUAGGUUCGAUACGGGCACAAAUCGAUUUUAUAUCUCUGCGCAUAUAACAGUCGCUCGAACGCCGAAAUAAAACCGGCUUGCUAGAGAGGAGAAAGCAUUUUAUAAUAUACACAUAUAAUGUAUAAAAUGCAUCAUUUGAAGUACCAAACUUCAAUAAAUAAUUACUUUCGUCCCAGUCAAAAAAAUACACGACAACACAACUCACGAAUUUUAGAACAUGUACAUUACAAAAUAGCAAGGAAAAAACUCAAGCAGUCAGUAAAAACUUAAACUAAAUAGAGACAAUUAUUAGUAAUUAAAUUUUAAUCCUAAUAAUGUUAAGGAAUGUUGUAGGAUUAUUUGUUACGUUUUUUGUUAAAGCCUAUGUUUUAUCUCGAUAAAAUAGACGUAAUUUCGCUCGUACUGUAUGCGAUUGUACGACAAACAUUCAUUAGUGACCCCAGGAUUUCAAUUGGACGUAGGGAAACUAACACGUACAGUUACAUAUAAGACUUGCUUACUAUUAUUAUUGUCAGUUGUGAAAAUUAUAGUCAUGUGGAAGACUCUAUUAAAAAUGUUUCUUUGGUUGUUUUUCCUGGGACAAGUAUUGACAGUGCCAGCGCCAAGUAAAUCUAUGGAAUUACCUGACAUUUUGGGCGAAGGAGAACUAUUUAGAAACAGCGAGCAGUUGUUAAAAUUCAUUAUUCCUGGAUCAGUAUCUUCAAAAUCGAGCGGUCAAAUAAACCUCCAGCUGCCAGAUUUGGUCAAUCAAGAGGAUGAAAAUUUUAAAAUAUUUUAUGGCCACCUCGAUGCAGGCCAUGCAAUGAAGGGGUUGAUCUUUAAUAUCUACGAUGAUAAUAUGAGAGAAGCCACUAUUGCGUUGUUCCGUGUAUUCCAAUAUGCUGAUAAUGAUAAACUUUUCUUAAUCCGUGAUUGGGCCCGAGAAAAUGUUAACAAGGACAUGUUCGACUAUGCGUGGCGUCUGGCUUCAUUAUACAGAAUCGAUGCUUCAUCAAAAGAAAAUGACCCACCAUUUGUUGUGAAACCAAAUUAUUACAUCACCAGCGACGCUAUCAUAAAGGCGCUACAAUUUAAGAACGAUAACUCCAUGGCAGAUACGCAAGCAUCAAAAGUAAAUCAAAUUUAUUCAGGUGACAAUUUCGUUGUUAUAAACACCAAUUAUUCAAGCUGGAAUAUGGUAACUGAGGGUUGCGAGGAGAACCUUGAUUAUUUCAGAGAAGACAUAGCACUAAAUAGCUACUACUAUGGGGUUCACCUCCAAUAUCCAUUUUGGAUGACCAACGACGAGCUGUCUGGUAUUGACGCAAGAUACGCUGAACGGGAUUAUUUCAUCCACCAACAGCUUCUGGCGCGGUAUCAUCUAGAGAAACAGCAUUACCGAGUGAGGAACGUGUCGAGUGAAUCUAACUGCUUUAGAGAUUUCAACCCCUACUUAUUACACGACAAUGGUCUUUUCUUUCCAACAAGAUCUUCAGUUCUACCGCAGUGGAACGAACAACAGGCUCGAAUUAAAGCAAUAGACAUCGCUAUCAAAGAAUGCAUUUCAAGAGGGGUUAUUUAUAUGGAUAAUGCAACGAAGACAGCACUCACCGAAGAUAAUUAUAUUGAUUUAUUAGCUAAAUUAGUAAGGGCUAAUUUCGAUGGAAUACAAACGGCCAAAGUUGUUAAAUCUCUAUUUGGCUACGGAUCAAAUAGCUACCCGAGUGACAGAUAUAACCCUGCACCUACAGUGCUUCACAAUCCGCAGACUACUUUACGAGAUCCUCUGUAUUGGCAAAUGAUUCAAUCUCUUCUCAAAUACUUCACAGAGUAUGCUACCACAUUGCAGCCAUUUGACUUCUCUAAAUACGAAAGUGACGACUUCAACAUUAUUGAAUGUAGUUCCUCGAGGAUAACAACAUAUUUUGACUAUUACCAAAUCAGCUUAACCAAAUUUUUGUAUAGCGAGGAUUAUCUAACAAAAAAGCCUCCCAAACUAUUUACAGCUCGGCAAAAACGACUCAGGCAUUUGCCGUUCACAAUAAAUAUUACUGCCGAAUCUAAGGUUAAUGAAAACGGUAUCGUUAAGAUAUUUUUGGGACCCGAAUGUGAUCCAAAAUACUGUUGGCAAGAACACUCAAAAUUUUUCGAAAUUGAUUCGUUCCUUUACAAAUUUGAAAAAGGUUUAAACAUAAUCAGUUGGAACCCAGAAAUGUCAGGUAAAUUUUCCUAUGAUGAUUAUUACAAUAUGGAACAAUCAUUUUCGAAGAAGAAUAAGUUUGAUCUAUUUAAAUUUCCAGAAAAUUUGUUAAUUCCGAAAGGUUUAGAGGAAGGAUUGAAUCUGACAGUAUUUAGUAUGAUUGUGCCUGUAAAAGAUAUGGCUAGUAACACUAGUGAUAUAGAAUACGAUACUUUGCCGUUAGGCUUCCCUUUCCAUAGACAAGCUGAGAUUAACAACGAGUCAAAAGCUAAAAACUAUGUGUUCAACAAAGUCUCUAUUUAUCAUAAGAAAAGUUUAAAUGAUGUGAAUGGUUACUUUUCAGCUCAUUUAAGUUAACCAAAAAUUGACAGUGUAACGUCGAAAGUAGAGUAAAAUUAGUAUUAAACGUGAUAUUUUCUGUUAGUCUGUAGUAAGUUAGAAGAAAAAAUAAAUUAAAGUUGAUAUUGAAUA